GGCCAAUUGCAAAUGCACUGCGGGUUGGUAAGGGGAAAGGGACGCAACAAUGACCAUUGGGGCUCCUGGGCAGCCAGACAGGCAGGCACAUUGAUAUCCAUGGGGUAGGAAUAUCAUCCUGUCAUUAUCUACUGAACGCCUAUAUCCGAGAGAGGGUCAAUUGCAGCUGUUGUGGAUGUGUUCAGUUUGACUGGUAAGGCCAGUUACGAGCGCAUAAGGAAGGGAGCGAGGCGGGAAAGAGUGAGGCACUGAAAGGAUAGAGUGGGUAUAUCGUGUGUUCCUAGAAAGGUGCUCCAGUGCGUGGAGUAUAUGGCGGGGUAAGUAAGGUCAUACAUGCUCUACUUUCUAGCUCAGUGCAGUAUUCACGCGUGGUUUAUUGGCUUUGUUGCGGGCUAUUGGCUUUUGAGAGUGUCCGGGUGUCGAUGGCGAAAGUGAGAUCCUUCGUUCAUGAAAGACAUGGAAGAGAUGGUAAAGCUUGAUACACUAACAGUCACCAUUGCGCUUUUGAAAGAACUCUCUUUCAAUUCAACAGCUUGCUUUCCUUUAUCGACCAGGACAAUCAUAGGACAUACAGGGACAACGAACAUGGCAACCUCGACCAUAUCCAGCCAUAACUUUGCGCGCUUUGUCACGUCGCAGCUGGGCGAACCGGCGAGCUCAUUCUCGCCACAGAACACCCAUGAGCUCUCACAGGACCAGUCGCGCGAUGAGGAGACGGUGGAAGCAGUGACAAUGGAUGAACUCAUGCAGGCAGCCGCGAGCUUGGACACAGAGAUGCAGACCAUCAAAGCCCAGGUAUAUAAAAAGCUGCUCGCUAAUUACAGCGCGUUCUCGGAAUCGUUUGAAUACUCGUUGGAGCUCAAGGACAAGAUCAAUGGACUCUUGCGGCAGGCCGAAGAUAUGACAUCUCAGACUAUUCACCCAGAGACUGGCUUAAGACAAUCGGUGAUGUCGGCACUGGUGAAUCACCAUGAGAUAUUGUACAAAGUGCAAGAGAACAAUGGCAUCGUGGAGGGCCUGAAGCAUUUCUCGCGGGUCGAGGAUAUUCUUUCUCAGUACGAGGACUACAUGGAUGCAGGAAAGAUUCUUCAGGCUGGGCAUUGUAUUCAGCAGGCUACCAAGACUCUUGCACAGCCUCCAAACGCAGGCGUGGCUGCAUCACAAAUCACAAAGUCUCUCACAGAGCAAUGCACCAGGAUGACGGAGGCAACCGACCAGAUGCUGGACGAGCUCAUAGCAGGAGCUAUACGCGUAGAACAUUCAAGCGAUAACGAUGCAGUGCAAAAGUUCGGCCUUGUGCUUUCAUACAACGUCAAGGUCCCACCACUUUCAUUGACACGCUCCAGUUCCGCAUCUACACCAGGAACUAUCAGGUGGCACGAGCUCGUUCGCGCAUUGAGACUACUGGAUGUCGCGACAGAAAAACUGAGGCCACUUCAAAAGGCACUCAUUCGCCAUUUAAUACAGCCUCUUGUUCAGCACCACCAUCAGGUCCGUCUUCAGGUCAACAGUUCAGGAAACUAUGCCUCUGCAGAAGGAUCGUCCAUAUCACUUUACUAUGAGCAGGGACAAGGCGGAGACGAUCUUUUCGGCCAGGUUCAGCGGGUAUUUCGGUACAUCCACCAGGAUAUAUUCCUGGGCGGCUACUCGAGUCCAGAAUUCAACGCGGAGGAGUUUUCGUCCGACACAGAAAUCCUCACAUACUUCAUUGGACGGAAUAUCGCCAAGGAAACAUGCGCUUUGAUAUCAAAGCACUACCUUUCAAAGAUAGUGCCUACCGAUGUCGAAGGGCUGAACAACUUUGGAUCCAUCGCCUCCAUUGCCACUCAAUUCGAGGACGAGCUAAUUGCAAUGGGGUUUCUAACGGAGGCGGAUCGGGAGCUAAGGGACUUUGUCGAACAUAUUGACAUCCACUAUACCAACCUCAAGAGAGAUACAUUACUGAAAAUCGGACGGGCCGUGAUCAUGAGUGAUGACUUCAAGUCCAUACCAGUACGGGACCUGGGCAGAGAAGGUGGCCCUGAAAGCGACGGAGGCGACUGGGGUCGAAUUCACGAUCCUGACCUGGAUCUGAAGGAGUCGUCUGUUUCGAUAAAAUCAAGCCAACUGAUGGAUAUGGUAUUGAACACUCUCCAUGAUGCUCAUUCUUUGAGUGAGGCGGCGGCUCCACAUUUGUACCAGGCUACGCGUUCACUCAUCGAUCUCUAUCGCGCCUUGAUGCCGGUUCACCAUGCUCGAACCCUGACGAACGUUCCUGCACUAGCAAUAUUGUUCUAUACCGAUUGUAUGUAUAUUGCCUGGGAGUUGGAACAAGUGCCUGCUCGGUUGGAGGAUGGGAUUCCUGGGAUGGAUGAGGUUCAAUACGACGAUGUCAUUCCUGCGCUGAAAGAGCUCGCCAAGAAAUGGCUGGAUAUUCAAAUGCAAAAACAACGAGAAGAGUUGAUGCAGAGCAUAGAUGGGGCAGGAGGAUUCCAGGAUAGCAGCCAAGAGGGUAAUUUCGCUGCUUGUCAGCGAGCGAUGAAGCAGGUUGUCCUCGUUUUCAAGCAUCUGGGCAAGGCGUGGAAGUCGACACUAUCGCCAAUGACCUUUUACAGGGUUCUCGGGAAGCUACUGGACGACGCUAUCAUUAGGAUCAUUAAGGAGCUGGAGGCAUUGACGGAUAUUUCUGAAAAGGAGUCGCAUAAACUGGCAGCUCUGUGUGGCAUUGUGUUUGAGUGUGAAGAUCAGUUCGAUUCAGCAGGACCGCUGGUGGAGCAAACAAAAGGGGACGCAUUUCAUCAUGAAGACCCGAUUCACUACUUUGUGCCAUCCUGGGAAAAGUUCCAGCUGUUGACAGAUAUUCUUGAGCUAUCAUUUGCAGAGAUCAUGACGCGGUUCAGAGCUGGACAGCUGCACAUGUUCCGAGAGCGCGAGCUUUCCAAUCUUUUGUGUGCCCUAUUUGCGGAUACGCCUCUUCGCCAGCACAAUCUCGAGGAGAUCGAGCAAGGUCACCCUUUGCUCCUAUCCCGUAGAUGAAUGACCGUAUUAGACACUCCUUAUCACUAAACACCCCAUAACACAAUUCCUUUCUAAUAACCAAAUACAAGAAGA
Messenger RNA from Gamsiella multidivaricata, 3090 nucleotides. Its product is annotated as Centromere/kinetochore Zw10-domain-containing protein. The record is from RefSeq and is a predicted model, not a curated record. NCBI's taxonomy places the organism in Eukaryota, Fungi, Mortierellomycota, Mortierellomycetes, Mortierellales, Mortierellaceae. Bases 448 to 3015 code for a protein of 855 amino acids. The transcript has 13 exons. Gene Ontology annotation, cellular component: RZZ complex. Gene Ontology annotation, biological process: endoplasmic reticulum to Golgi vesicle-mediated transport; mitotic spindle assembly checkpoint signaling.